Messenger RNA from Dreissena polymorpha, 1405 nucleotides. RefSeq names its product deoxyhypusine hydroxylase-like. The transcript has 5 exons. Gene Ontology annotation, biological process: peptidyl-hypusine biosynthetic process. Gene Ontology annotation, molecular function: deoxyhypusine monooxygenase activity. The record is from RefSeq and is a predicted model, not a curated record. NCBI's taxonomy places the organism in Eukaryota, Metazoa, Mollusca, Bivalvia, Myida, Dreissenidae. The coding region runs from base 107 to 1060 and encodes 317 amino acids.
AUUGUAUUGAAUCAAAGCGACCUAACCAUCAUUGCAACACAUUGUCACACGAUUCGGACGUCGACAUAAAUUUACCAAUUUAUAGUAUACAAUAACAUCUUUCGAAAUGUCAUCCGAAUCUAUACAACUAAUUGGGAAGAUAUUGAAUGAUCCUUCGAAACCACUUAAAGAAAGAUUUAGGGCUUUGUUUACCUUAAGAAAUCUUGGUGGAAAGGAAGCCAUUCAUUUGAUAUCCGAAUCUUUUCACGACGAGUCGGCUCUCUUAAAACAUGAGCUGGCCUAUUGCCUUGGACAGAUGCAAGAUACAUAUGCUAUACCAACUCUGAUUAAGGUGCUGGAAGAUACUGAUCAAGAAGCGAUGGUCAGACAUGAAGCAGGUGAAGCACUUGGUGCUAUUGGAAGUCCAGAAGUCUUACAUGUCCUUCAAAAACAUGUUGCCGAUCCAGUGAUAGAGGUAGCUGAAACAUGCCAGAUUGCUCUCUCAAGGUUACAGUGGCUCCAGAACUCGGAAAAUGAAAAAGGGACUCUUUCUGAGAACCCCUACUUUUCCGUGGACCCAGCCCCACCAACCAAACAGACAGACGACGUAGAGAGCUUGAAAAAGACUUUGUUAAACGAGACGCUAUCUCUGUUUGAGAGGUAUCGGGCUCUGUUUUCAUUGAGGAAUCUGGGAACUUCAGAAGCAGUUGUAGCGAUUGCUGAAGGAUUGAAGUGUAGCAGUGCUCUCUUCCGUCAUGAGAUAGCCUACGUCCUUGGCCAGAUACAACACAGUGCAUGCAUUGACCAGCUCACGGUGAAUCUGAAAGACCCAAAAGAGAAUCCCAUGGUCAGGCACGAGUGUGCAGAGGCGUUAGGUUCAAUAGCAACAGAGGCUUGCAUGAAGAUUCUGGAGGAGUAUGUAAUGGACCGGGAGCGUGUCGUCAAGGAGAGCUGUGAGGUGGCGCUAGACAUGUGCGAGUACGAGAAUAGCGAGGCUUUCCAGUAUGCAGACACCAUGGCUCGACUGAAACAGGGCGAGAAUCUCAUGACCACAGAGGAGAUUGUUACAUCGGAACAUUGAACGCUGAAAUUAUGACUUUUAUGAUUAUUAGAAGUGGGGGAAGGAAGGCGUCUUCAUUCUUAUCAGGGGAUGAGUUGGUGGUGACAAAAUACAUUAACAAAAAUACAUGUAUAUAGUAAUUUGUAAUAGUAUGUCGUGCUUGAAAACUAUUAAUGAUUUGUAAAACACAACUGAAAUUUGUGGAAACCAUCUAAGGUUAGAAAGUGAUUUUAUAUAAUAUAAAUGAUAAUAGAAGUUAAAAAGUUAAUCUUAAAGAUCAAGGUCAGUUUAUUUUCAAAAUGUUUCCUUGCCUAAUGUAAAUGUGAAAGAAAUUUUGCCAAGAAUUGAAAUGUAUUGCUUUGUUUG